Molecule: messenger RNA, 2622 nt
Organism: Thelazia callipaeda (thelaziosis nematode)
Lineage: Eukaryota; Metazoa; Nematoda; Chromadorea; Rhabditida; Thelaziidae
Source: the annotation of a GenBank genome assembly
AUGUUGGCAUCCUGGUCUCCUAUUUACACAUAUCAAGUGGUGAGUGGAGUUGCAAUGAUUAUAGAAGCCCCGGAAGCAUUACGAACUUGGCUGACUAGAGAAAUGGCUCCGAUUUGUGAUGCUGAACCAGCUGCUCUUGCAAAAUAUGUAUUGGCUCUUUUGCGCAAGGAUAAGCCUGAAUCAGAACUUAUGGAGUUUUGUAUAGAACAGCUCGAUGUAUUCUUACAAACCAAAGCGAAAACGUUUGUAGAAAAACUUUUUCGUGUUAUCAAGGAGCGCAGUUACAUCACACCAGCGGCAGCAUUAGCAUCUGCGACACACAGUAUUCAGCCAACUCAAAAAGACUCCUUGACAGUGAUGCAUGAAAAAAAGAAAGACAUUGAUGAGCGAAGAGAAUUGAAAGAACGCAGAGAUGAUGUUAAGAAAAAAAGUGCAAGUCAAAUGGAUAAGGUUCAUGAUGAUAAAAUGAUCGAAAAAAUUGGCUCAGCUGAGGCAGGUGUAGGAAGCCCUCAAAAACCGGUUCGGAAACGCAUUUCACCUCCAAUUGAUAUUUUUUUACGUGACGAUCCUCGUCGUGAGUAUACUACAAAUCGGUUUGAAAGAAGACGCAGUCGAUCCCCUCGUGAAAGGCGGUUGGAACGCAGUGAUCGAAAUCUGGAUCGCCGAGUGAUACCACCUCUUGUAAGACUACAGCAUCGAGCACCAGAUAGAUAUAAGGUUGAUCGUCUAGAACGUUUGGAACGUAAACGUUCACCACGUUCUCCUUAUGAAAGACAGAGACGAGAAAAAAGUCCUGAACUUGAUUUGCGGAAGAAAAAAAGAUGCCGAGAUUACGAUGAAAAAGGGUACUGUAUGAAAGGUGACCAGUGCAUCUAUGAUCAUGGACCAGAUCCAGUUGUUGUUGAUGAUAUUGCACUUGAGAAAAUGGUUACCAAUGGCGCAAAGCCUCCAGUAACUCAAAUUGCAACAAAUUUUUCCGUACCACCGCCUGGUUAUACACCUCUAAAUCCUCCACCUCCUGGUGUAGACAGCGUAUAUGCCACUAAUUCAGGUGGUAUUGGAUCGUCUACUAUUUCUGAAGGAUAUAACCCUGAAGCUCCUGCGCUGAGUGCAUCUUCAAUACCUGUCGUAGCAGCUGCACCAUCAAUUGAUUUUUCUGUCCCACCACCACCAAUUCCUCCUGUAGUAGUAAACCAACCUUGGAGACCGACAACCUACACUGUACCUUCCAUCUCUUCAUCAGUUCUAAUACACCCUUCAGCUAAUGUCUAUGAUCCAGCCCAUUCCUCAGUCACAAUUCCUCCACAUAAUAUCACACAGCUUCCAAUCAGCCAAAAUCGAGGAGGAAAAGCAAAUGUCAUUGGUAAAGCAGCACGUUACGGGCAGACUAUGGGCGCAGCGAAUAGAACGCUUGAAGUACGUAAGAUACCUAUGGAGCUGAAUAAUAUUGCGAAAUUGAACGAGCACUUUGCACAAUUUGGACAAAUUGUGAAUAUACAGGUUUGCUUCAAUGGCGAUUCAGAAGCGGCUCUCAUUACAUAUGCAAAUCGGUAUGAAGCAGUUGCAGCUUACAAAAGUACAAUUCCUAUACUUAAUAAUCGUUUCGUGAAGGUUUUCUGGCACAAUGUAGAUGUUCAAGCGAAUAAUCCUACAUCACCAACAAAAUCUUCUGUUACUUUUAAUGCGCGGGGAUCAUUGACGAAAACAGUUCACAUUGGUUCAAGAUCCGGUGGGUCCAUUGCCAGAAAUUCGCAUACGAUUCAAAAAGGAAUCAAACAAAAUAAUGAUGCUCGGGCUCUACGUCCUGCAGUCAAUCAGUCAUCAUUAGACAGAGAAAAGUAUAUUGAGGUAAGACGUCGACGAAAGCAGGAGAAAGAAAACAAAAUGAAAUUGAUAGAUCUGCAGCGAAGGAAGUCCGAUCUUAUGUCUAAAGAAAUAGAGCAUCAGAAAAUUGUACUUAAGAAAAUGAAGGAAGGAAAUGUAACACCUGAGAAGAAGAAGAUGCUAUAUAAGAUCUUCAAAAAAUUAGAAGCUUCUGUUGCUAAGACUAAACACGAAAUUAAUGAGCUUAAUUUGAAGCUCAUGAAAAUGAAUGUUGCCUUCGAAAGCCCUAAGAAAUUGGAUAAUGCAAAUGGUUCUAGUACUGUUGCAGAGUCUUCUAUUGUGGCAGAUGGUGUCAUUUCCGAUAUAAGUGAGUUAUCAGUCAAAGAUGUUGGUCUUGUUUCAAAGAAAAUUCGUGUCCUGGAUUCUUCACAGAUUCUUGAUAAUCGUUCAAAAAUGGUUGUUGUUCGUGGGUUUGAAGCAGGAACGGAAAGUGAAGUGAUAGUCCAUAUGGAACAUUUUGGAGAAUUAACAGAUAUGGAUUUUGGAGUUCCUGCUCAGGAUAAAUUGCUUACUGCCUAUUUCACAUAUAAAAAAAGGCGUGAUGCUGAACAAGCUGUAUCGCUUGGAUCAGAUUAUCCCAAUGGACAUUUGAUUGUUGAAUGGGCUCCGAAACGUGGGGCUGAAGCGACUGGUGUUGUACCUGAUGAGAAACGGAAGCCAUCUGAGCGAGUUACUCCUGCUGCUUUGUUAGCAAGUUGUCCCCUUGAAGAGUCAGAUGACGAUGGAAAUGAAGAAUAA